AUGCCGCCAGACGGCUCCAACCCCCUCAACAACGCGGCUGCCACCUCGUCUUCCGCAUUAAUGGCCAAGGACAGGAUUACUACUGGCAGGAACACUACUACCACCCCUGUCUCCCCCGCCGUCCCUGCCUCCCCUUCCCCUCCAACUGUCGACACUGAAGUCAAAGGCAAAGGCAAGGAACCCAAAGUCCUCGUCUCCAACGCCAAAGAAGCCCUAACAGGAGCAGCACAAACCACCGAAGAUCAUCUGUACUCCAAGAAGACCAAGACCAACUACAAGGGCCAAGUUACGCGAGCGUUGGCGUAUGCUGCAGCACAAACCGAGCCUGGAUGGAGAAAUGCAUUCACCAAGAUCUCUAGUCUUAUGCCCACUGUCUUGAUGGCCUACGUUGCGUCCAAGUGCCAGGGCCAGGAAGGAGACGGACUGUCGUACAAGACCGCCGAGGGCAUCAAAAGCGGGUUAAAGCACUAUUUCAAGACCGAGCUAGGAUGCCUAACGGAUUCAUGGUCCUGUGACAGUGACGGCAACUGCACCGGAAACCCUGUUCAUGAGGUGGCCUUCGAUCGAUACCUUCAGUCUCUCAAGAAUCGUGACGGGCGAGCCGGUACUAGCCGGCAGAGUUUGGCUAUGUUCUACAGUGACAUUGUAACACUCAUGGAGCACCUUCAGAACCCAGCGACUAUCGCGGAGAGAACCGAGGGUCUUUGUUUGUUGUUCCAGGCCUUCGCAGCCACUGGGUUCGCCUUAUGGACCAGAAACGAGGAGCUCACUCGUUUACAAAUGAAGGACAUUGAGCUGGAUCUAUCCACAGGUACUGGUUCACCCUUCUUCACCAUCACGCUGACGUUCCGCAAAACAAACCAAGCAGAUGCCUCGAAGGCCAAUGUUUACCAAAUACACCCACAGCCAGACUACAAGGCUGUUUGCUGUUACACCAAACUGAAGGCCUGGCUGCAGUGGAUGGAAAGGAGUGGACGAAAGCUUCGUUCCGAGGACUACGUGUUUCCGGCAUUGGAUGCACAAGGGCGCAUCAAGUUUCAAGAAGCCCUGUCGCAGACUCGCGUGCAAGGUUGGUUGGACCAGCUCACCAACCAGACAGGUCUUCUUGCAAAACGCAACGGUCGAUUCACCACGUAUUGUUUUCGUCGAGGCGGCGCUCAGUUCCGGUUUAUGUUUGCCAAGGAGAAGUGGUCUCUCAAGGCGGUGAAAUGGUGGGGAGGAUGGUCUGAAGGCGAGGGGACAGGUACCAUCAUGCGGUACUUGUUGGAGGAGUUCACUUGUUACGAGUAUGGCUUUAGCGACAUGCUGUCACCGUCUCGGCAGAACAGCCGGCACGCCGUUUUCAUGGGCGAGACGGACACACCCGGCGCUGCUCCCAUCACGCAAUACAGUCUGGAUGUCUCGCUUCAGUCUCUAAAGGAAGCAAUCAGCGUCGAGAUGAACCAUCGGUCUUCAAUCCAGGAGCAAGAGCUCAAUCACAAACAGGAGGUGGCGAACAAGGCACUUAUAGACUCAGUUAUGGAAUUGAACAAGGCCCUCCAGGAGUCGUUCCUUGCUGCGAUUCGAGGGUUGGGGCAUGAACCCGCUCCAGCUCUAGCUACAAUCCCUGUUCUUCCUAUUCUUCCUAUUCUCCCUGUUCCCGCUAUCCUCCCAGUCUCCGUCCCUGCCCCUGCUCCUACUCCAGCAAGAAAGCAACCACAGCAGGGGGAUGUUGAGCCGCCGCCUGCCCCUUGCAUUCCUACCAUCAAACUAUGGAAAGAGGCUGUCAAGCAGUGGGAAGUUGGAGACCAUGCGAAGGGAUUAACGAUUCCUCUCAGAGACUGGACAGGAUCUAUGCGAAAGACAGACCCUACCAAGUAUUCGCAGAGGAAGCUGAUCGCAAAGGAGUUAGACCGUGUUGGAAGGAACGAGGGCAACAUGAACGACAUCCAUGCUGAGGUGGCGAAUAAGAGAGUGAAGGCCACGGGUGUUGCCCUGGAUGAGAGCGAGGAUGUUAACGAGGUUGAGGUGGUUGAGGAAGACGAUUCAGAGGAGAUGGAAGAGGAGGAGUCAGAGGAGUCAGAGGAGGAUGCCAAUCAAGCGGCUCCCAAGCCCUUCAAGGUUGCGGUCCCUCGUGUUACCAGAAGCCAAAGCAUCACCCCAGCAUUAGUCCAAACAGCUUCUGACCGCUUCACUCCAUCCAAGCAACGACUGAGGAGCAUGAGCGUCGCAAUUCCCUCCUGUGAUGGAGAAGAGGAGGAGGAGGAAAAGGAGGAGGAGAACGGCGAUGAAUUUCGGGAUGUAGCGGAGGAGACCACCAAUAAGUCCGACAAGAUUGUCUUCGAGGCCGGUCACAUCAAGACCUGGUGGGACGAGAUGCUCCGACUCCCAUACGACCAGAGACCGCGCUUCUGUAUUAGUACGCAGUUGGGUGACUCGUUUCUGGACAUCAGCAAGGAAGCUCUUCUGGCGAUUUUCUGGGGAGAGUCAUCGGGAGGCCUUUCACGUCCAAGUUAUCAUAUGGUGUUUGUUACAUCUCUGUAG
Molecule: messenger RNA, 2523 nt
Organism: Linnemannia hyalina
Lineage: Eukaryota; Fungi; Mortierellomycota; Mortierellomycetes; Mortierellales; Mortierellaceae
Source: the annotation of a GenBank genome assembly